Lathyrus sativus (Indian pea) is the source of this 1263-nucleotide messenger RNA. Lineage: Eukaryota; Viridiplantae; Streptophyta; Magnoliopsida; Fabales; Fabaceae. The record is from the annotation of a GenBank genome assembly.
AUGGUUGCCGGAAAGCGCAAAGCCAAGAACAAUUCCGAUGACAAAAACCAGAACAACAAUCUCUUUGAAUUAAUCUCCGAUGUCACAACCACCGCACAAUCUUUCCUCUCACAAAACGACCUCACUCUUCUCCCUUCCCAAUCUCUCCUCCUCGAUUCCCUAAUCUCAUCAACUUCUCACUCUCUCUCUACCCUCCUCAAACCCUCACACCCACUUUCUCUCUCCUCACCCCAACCACAAACCUCCUGGUUCCGCCGUUUCAUUUCCUCCACCUCCAUCUCCGAUUCACGAUGGCUCGACGCUUUCCGCAUGUCGAAUCCCUCCUUCUUCCACCUCCUCGAUCUCCUCUCCCCUUCCAUUGCCUCUUCGUUUCCCCAAAUUUCCCCUGACUGUACCCUAGCCGCCGCCAUUUUCAGAUUAGCUCACGGCGCGGGCUACACUUCCGUUGCUCGCCGGUUUGGAAUUUCUCCGGCUGACGCUUGCCGUGCGUUUUUCACUGUCUGCAAAGCUGUUAACGAUAAUUUGGGGAAUUUGUUCGAGCUUCGCAGUGAUUCGAAUAGGAUUGUAGCGGGUUUUGGUUUUAACUCACUUCCCAAUUGUUUUGGUGUUCUGGGUUUGGCUGGUUUUGGAAUUGAAGAUGAAAUACCGGGUAAAAAAUUGUUUUUGAUGGUUCAAGCUUUGGUUGAUGCUGAAGGGAGAUUCUUAGAUGUUUCUUCUGGGUGGCCAAGUUCAAUGAAACCCGAAACAAUUUUGCAAGAGAGUAAGCUUUAUCAUGAUAUUGAGGAAUCAAGAGACUUGUUGCAAGGAUCAUCUUAUAAGCUAAGUGAUGGAAGUUUGAUUCCUCAGUAUAUUUUGGGAGAUUCAUGUUUUCCACUUUUAUCUUGGCUUUUAACACCUUAUAAUAGGGUGAAUGAAGAAGAUAGUUUCAGUUCAGCUGAAAAUGCAUUCAAUUGUGCUCAUAAUCGUGCAAUGGGGUUAUUUGGUGACGCGAUUGGGAGGCUUCGAACUCGGUGGCAGCUUCUGUCGGAUUCGAGGAAAUGGAAAAGAGACUGUGUUGAGUAUUUGCCGUUUGUUAUUGUUACUAGUUGUUUGUUGCAUAAUUUUCUCAUCAAAUGUAAUGAUCCUUUGCUGAGAGAGAAAAAUGGGAGUUGUGUGGAAAAGGAAGGGGAUUUUGUUGUUUCUGAGGGAGUGGUAGAUGAGGGUGCCGUGAGGAUAAGGGAUGCACUUGCUUUGCAUUUGAGUAGAGUGAGCAUCAAAAGAUGA